ACAGUGGACGGGACGAUGAACAAAGCACUUUACGAGAUGGAUUAUCACCGAAAGAGAAUGAACGAGUAUUUAUGCCACGGAUUCAUGGCGGAAGAGAUCUUCAAGGAAGUCGGAUCCUCGAGGGUGAAGAGAGGUCCUGACAUUUCCUCGGCAUCAUUAAAUGACUUCUUGGGUGAAAAUAACGUGACCGUCCAUGACAAACUCUUGUCAGACGAGGGGAGUUCGAAAUACAAAGACUGGCUGCAUAAGUCGACGACGCUUGAUGACAUCUACCGUCAUUAUGCACCGCGCAAGAAAACGAAGAAGAAAGGGAAAUUGGAUCGACUGGAUGGCACCGAAAUCGAUGAAUUCGAUGGGGAAGUUACUGGAUUUGCGAUGCCGGCGCCUUUACCAAGUGGAAAAAUCGGACAUCAUUACGAAUCAUUCGAUGAUCCUCCAAUUUCGGCGAGUUCAGGACACGGAUACCAAAGUGGCGGUCCAUACGACCCCCCACAUGAAUAUUUUCCUCCAGCCAUUCACGAAGAGUACUAUUACUCCGACCACGGGAAUGAUAGGCCUUCUUAUCACGGCAAAGGGAAAGGCGGGGACCUGUCGAUAAAGGACUUCUUCGAGAUCGCAUUGACCGCCUUGGCUUUCCUCGCGUUUGGACUCUUCGUCAUCCAGCUGCUGAUGAACGUCACAAAUGCGGCAACAAUGACUGCAGCUGCUGCUAUCGUCCAAGCCGACAUAGACGGUACUCGUUUCAAAAGACACGUAUCUUCUCCACCUCUAUUUUAUUCCGGAAACGAGGAGCUGAAUGAACUUUCUCACCGAGUUUUGCGAUCUAUCGAGGCCGCCAUGGUGGCCGAACACGACAAUGGGAAUUGUUUAAGAAGGAUUCUGUGCGAAGAUAACAGACACUCGAGGGAGAUCGGAGGAGGCAGAAAAAUUUGGGUCCCCGUGUGGAGUCUGGGGAUGAGCUGGGUAUCGGGCAGAGUGACGAGGAAAUCGAAGUGGUCCGCCAUUUUGGAUUCCCUGAAAGCCACGAUUCUGGGUAUCGGAAAUGCCGAUUGCGCCUCUCUUUAUCCGAGUUGUGAUCUAGGAAGAGAGAGAAUGAAGAGGCGUCGAAAACGUCGGAAAUAG
This is a messenger RNA of Orussus abietinus, 1122 nucleotides long. RefSeq lists its product as uncharacterized. The record is from RefSeq and is a predicted model, not a curated record. NCBI's taxonomy places the organism in Eukaryota, Metazoa, Arthropoda, Insecta, Hymenoptera, Orussidae. The transcript has 6 exons. Bases 16 to 1122 code for a protein of 368 amino acids.